AUGGCUCCACCAAAAAGUAAGUGUUGGAGAUAUUUUACAAAAGUGUCUAAAGAUAAAGCUCAGUGCAAUGUGUGUCUUAAAAUAUUAAAAACUUCGGGGAAUACAUCAAAUUUACUGUGUCAUAUAAAACAAAAACAUCAAAAAAUGGUAGCCUGUAUUACGGAAGAGUACAAAAACCUUCAAACCCAUUCCGAUUUGGGGCAACUUAUGAAAGAUGCAGUAAUGAAAGAAAUUGAAAAACGUUUUUCAACAAUUGAAAAAUCUUUUCUUUUGGUUAUUUCGACUAUUUUAGAUCCUAGAUUUAAAAACAUUCAUUUUAAUGAUCCCUUAGCCGUUUCGUCUGUUCUAAAAUAUAUACGAAAUGAGAUUAAAAAUGAUUCGGAAGACUCUGAGGGCCCGACUACAUCGGACUCUCCAGCAGAUUCUACCAAGGAAACAAAUUUUGAUAUAUGGGCUCAUCACAAAAAAUUAGCCCACACUAGAACACGAAAACAAAAAAAUCUUAGUAACAGCAGCAAUGACGAAAUCUCACAGUAUUUAAAUCUUCCAGUAAGAAAUCUAACUGAACAUCCACUUAUCAUUUGGGAAGAGAUGAAAAUAAUUUACCCCACGUUAUAUAAAAUUGCGAACAAAUUUUUGCUCGCUUCAGCUACAUCUAUAUCGAGUGAAAGAUUGUUUUCAAAAGCUGGGGCCACUGCAACUGCUACUAGAAAUAGACUAGCUCCAAAACGUUUAUCCAGGUUAUUAUUUUUGAAUUCUUUAUCUGAUGAUUAUGUUUAA
Messenger RNA from Tribolium castaneum (red flour beetle), 780 nucleotides. RefSeq lists its product as uncharacterized. Gene Ontology annotation, cellular component: nucleus. The coding region runs from base 1 to 780 and encodes 259 amino acids. The transcript is spliced from 2 exons. The record is from RefSeq and is a predicted model, not a curated record. Gene Ontology annotation, molecular function: DNA binding; protein dimerization activity. NCBI's taxonomy places the organism in Eukaryota, Metazoa, Arthropoda, Insecta, Coleoptera, Tenebrionidae. Gene Ontology annotation, biological process: regulation of transcription by RNA polymerase II.